This is a messenger RNA of Vombatus ursinus (common wombat), 1360 nucleotides long. It is a transcript of the gene GATD1, whose product is annotated as glutamine amidotransferase like class 1 domain containing 1. The transcript is spliced from 8 exons. The record is from RefSeq and is a predicted model, not a curated record. NCBI's taxonomy places the organism in Eukaryota, Metazoa, Chordata, Mammalia, Diprotodontia, Vombatidae. The coding region runs from base 253 to 954 and encodes 233 amino acids.
CCUGCUCGUUAUGUGCCGUCAGCCCCGGUCUUGGCAAGUCUGCCUUAGAAACACGAGUGGUCUUUGCCAUUUUUCUUCCCCAUUCGUUUUUCUUGGCGAAGGUUUUCAUAGGAACGCAAUUUCGGGGCAAGCAGGGACCUCAGAGGUCACGUUGUCCAACUCUCUACCUGACCAGGAUGCCCAGUGGUCGUCCGUCUUGUGAACCAAAGACCUGAGGGAGCCUCUUGCUUCCUACGGCAGUCAGUCCGCUGUAUGUGGACGGACCCUCUGAGAAUUCUGCCCUGUGUUGGGAAGCCCUUUGCUGUCCUCAGGCAUCGGCCCAGCAGAACCCGGGGAGCUCUUACAUGGUUCUCAGGUGUGUCAGCCCACUCAUUCCUCCACUGUUUCACCAUGGGCAGUGCCGCCUUCAACCUGCAAGUGGCCACACCAGGGGGCAAGGCCAUUGACUUUGUGGGCGUGAAUGACAGCAGCAUGCGCUGGAUCCAGGACUUCCGCAUGAAGGCCUACGCCAGCCCCGCCAAGCUGGAGUCCAUCGACGGUGCCAGGUACAAUGCCCUGCUGAUCCCCAGCUGUCCUGGGGCACUGACUGACCUUGCCAACAGUGGGUACUUGGCCAGGAUCUUGGAGCACUUCAGCACUGAGCAGAAGCCCAUCUGUGCCGUGGGGCAUGGCGUGGCUGCCCUCUGCUGUGCCACGAAGGAGGAUAAGUCUUGGGUGUUUCAGGAUUAUAGCAUGACUGGACCCUCUGUGUGCGAGCUCAUCCGACAGCCUGGCUUUGGCCACCUGCCCAUCAUCGUGGAAGACUUUGUGAAGGAUGCUGGGGCCAGCUUCAGUGCCAGCCAGCCAGAUGCCGUGCACGUGGUCCUGGAUCGGCACCUGGUCACAGGCCAGAACGACGCCUCCACAGUCCUGGCGGUGCAGAACCUGGCGUUCCUGUGUGGCAGCAGGAAGUGAGUGGAGACCUUAGCUGUGGCUUCAGGAGGCGAGACCAAUGAUUCCUUCGUCCUGUGGAGCUGCCUGGGUGGAUGCAGCUUCAGCCGAGCCCCUCCCUGGGGGGAUGGGGGGGCAUCCAGCGCCACUGAAAGUCGCCCACCCCAGCGCUCCUUUUUCAUCUGGGUGCUUCCCCUUCGAAAGCUGAACCCACCCAUCCCCCCUUUCCCUGCAUGUGCUCCUUUGAGCCCAGGAGAGCUGCCAGGGGCUCUGGAGAUGACCCUGCCACGUGCUCUGUGCCCUGGUUGGAGUUGCUCCCGUCCCUGGCCACUCAGGCCUUCUCAGAAUAGCUGACCCAGCGCUAGGGCACUGGGGCCUUGGCUGGGCCAGGCUCACGCACACACAUCAAUAAAAGGAAAAUGAGCAACCA